Rhea pennata is the source of this 405-nucleotide messenger RNA. RefSeq names its product thyroid stimulating hormone subunit beta (gene TSHB). The record is from RefSeq and is a predicted model, not a curated record. Lineage: Eukaryota; Metazoa; Chordata; Aves; Rheiformes; Rheidae. Bases 1 to 405 code for a protein of 134 amino acids. Gene Ontology annotation, cellular component: cytoplasm; extracellular region. The transcript is spliced from 2 exons. Gene Ontology annotation, molecular function: hormone activity. Gene Ontology annotation, biological process: G protein-coupled receptor signaling pathway.
AUGAAUCCCUUCUUUCUGCUGUCUCUCCUCUUUGGCCUGACUUUUGGUCAAACAGCAUCACUUUGUGCUCCUUCUGAGUACAUAAUCCAUGUGGAGAAAAAAGAAUGCACCUACUGCCUGGCCAUCAACACCACCAUCUGCGCUGGAUUUUGCAUGACACGGGACAGCAAUGGCAAGAAACUGCUCCUCAAAAGUUCUCUGUCCCAGAAUGUGUGCACAUAUAAAGAGAUGUUGUAUCAAACAGCACUGAUUCCGGGCUGUCCUCUUCACACCAUCUCUUAUUAUUCUUAUCCUGUGGCUGUGAGCUGCAAGUGUGGAAAAUGUAACACUGAUUACAGUGACUGUGUUCAUGAAAAGGUUAGGACAAACUAUUGCACUAAACCACAAAAGUUCUGUAACAUGUGA